Hibiscus syriacus is the source of this 734-nucleotide messenger RNA. RefSeq lists its product as uncharacterized. The record is from RefSeq and is a predicted model, not a curated record. Lineage: Eukaryota; Viridiplantae; Streptophyta; Magnoliopsida; Malvales; Malvaceae. The transcript has a single exon. The coding region runs from base 62 to 598 and encodes 178 amino acids.
CUCAACCACCAUCUUUGCAUGCUCAUAUAUCAUCAAUCCCACCAUCCCCAUUCAUUAACUCAUGCCAAGCAACGAAGGGAGUCUCUGUUUGAUAAUGGGGAAUGCAGUUUCUUGUGCGCCGUUGAUUACUUCAAGUGGCGGAGCAGUAAAAGUGGUGUUCCCAGAUGGGAGUUUGCAGAUAUACACGAAACCAGCGAAAGCAGCCGAUGUAAUGGUGGAGAAUCCAGGCCAAUUCGUGUGCGAUUCGAGCAGUUUAAAAGUCGGUUCCAGGGUUCAUGGAUUAACGGCAGAUGAUGAAUUAGAGCGACGCCAGGUUUAUUUUCUUCUUCCCAUGGACCUGCUUUACUCCGUGUUGACUCAAGAGGAGAUGAGUUGGCUCAGUUGCAACGCUAACAAGGCGUUGAAACAUGCCAGCUUUAACAUCGGGAGGAUCUUUCCCGUCGUCUUUACCCAUUUUUGUAUUUUCCCUUUCGACGCGAAGACGCCGCCGCCGAAGAACUCGGUCGGAAACGGUGCGAAGGAUUCCGUCGAGAGGUUCUCGAAGCAGAGAUCGUGGAAGCCAGCGUUGGAUACCAUUCUUGAAACACCCUCCUCGUAGGCAAUGUCGACCAACCAAUUUUUAUAUUAUUAUUAUAUCUUUGCCUUUGUAUAUUGUUUUCCUUUUUACAUUGUUUGAAAUCUUCUCCUAAUCAUAUUAAAAAAUCUAAUAAAUUUAAAUUAAUGACAGACUGUAU